Molecule: messenger RNA, 693 nt
Organism: Sclerotinia trifoliorum
Lineage: Eukaryota; Fungi; Ascomycota; Leotiomycetes; Helotiales; Sclerotiniaceae
Source: the annotation of a GenBank genome assembly
AUGAAUCAACCAAAGUUGAUCGUUGUGUACGCAUGUACACACGAACUUCCUGACACCGAUAUGACCGUAGAGCGGGCCAAGACCACGCCCUACGAAUUCCCACCUUCGCUUUUCACAAAAAUCAAGAGAAAGCUUAGUGGAGGCAUCACCAUCAGAAGACCUUGCAUGGAUGAUUGCCCAGUUUGUCUGGCAAAGAAGCGUGUAUUUGACAAACAAAAAUCGAUGGUGACCAUUCACAAGUCUACGCCGAGCCAAACCUUCAGCCCUCAAACUGCGAAAGGUAUGUUCUCAACUCCGACUCUUGUUUCUGCAUCUGCAUCUGAUUCUCCACUGAAGACUCCACCGCAGCCAUAUAACCUUUCAGAAGGUCCCCCUUCCUUCCCGGUUUUGGAUGCAUUGGCUGCCGGCUGGGAUGCAAAGACACGUCGAGAAGAGAUCAACCCUCGUGGGCGUGCUAGGAGCGACCCAAUGAAAGGCUUAUCUCCGAUGCCACCUCCACCUUCACACAAUGAAUCUAGCUUGCAUGCCAGAGUUCACAAGUGGACCAGUGAGCAAACCCACAGGGCGUUGAAGGAGCAUAGCGAGGGUUACGUUUCUUUCAAUCGCUUUUCCGAUAUCACGGAGGAGGGAGAGUCACCAGUCGACCCAGCACUCAAAAGAUCUCAGGACAAGAAGAAAGAGAAGGACGAGUGA